UGUAUAGGUAUGUUGGUAAAAUCUUUCGUCAAAUCUAGGGGGUUUUUAACCCCUUAAAAUUAUACAGAAAGUAGAACUUUCUAAUGCACAUGGUUUUUAAUUUCAAUGGUUGUUCGUAAGAUAAUGAAAAAGAAAGGUUUUCGUCGCGGGUCGAGAGACAAAGAGCAAGUGUGGCGGGAAAAUUGAAUUCUAAUUUAGAUGAAGCUAGUUAUGGUCUUUUUCGUUAACCGCCUUAAAAUAUUAUCAAAAAACAAUGCGUAUUCUUAAUGUCGCCGAGAAAAAUGAUGCCGCUAAGGAGCUGUCGAGGAUUAUGUCUCGUGGACAAGUCAGAAGGAGAGAGGGAUUUUCCAAGUUUAACAAGAUUUACGAGUUUAAUUAUAAUAUUCUCAACACGAAUGCACAGAUGGUCAUGACCUCAGUUUCAGGUCACCUUAUGGGACUUGAGUUCAAUCAAGCUUAUAGGAAAUGGAGCAGUUGUUCUCCUUUGGAAUUGUUCAGUGCUCCUGUAGUUAAGAUGGUACCAGAAGACUUUCAAAAGAUUAAGAGGACAUUAGAACGUGAAGUGCGAGGUUCGCAAGCCCUCAUCAUAUGGACUGACUGUGAUAGAGAAGGAGAAAAUAUUGGCUUUGAGAUCAUUGAAGUGUGUACGAAAGUUUGUCCAAGAAUCAAGCUCUAUAGAGCAAGAUUUUCCGAAAUAACUCCCCAGUCAGUCAGUAGAGCAUGUGCUAAUCUUAUUGCUCCCGAUAACCUGCAGUCAGAAGCUGUGGAUGUCAGAAUUGAGCUGGACUUGAGAAUUGGUGCUGCAUUCACUAGAUUUCAAACCCUCAGACUACAGAAAGUUUUUCCUGGUGUCUUGAGUGACCAACUCAUAAGCUAUGGCAGCUGUCAAUUCCCUACCCUUGGAUUCGUUGUUGAUAGGUAUAAACAGGUUCAACAGUUUGUUCCUGAGCAGUUCUUCAAAAUAAAAGUCACCCAUGAAACACCAACAGCAAAAGUAGAUUUUGUAUGGAAAAGAGGAAGAUUGUUCCUUCAUACACCCUGCCUUAUCCUUUAUCAAAUGUGUCUAGAGAAUCCAACAGCAGUCGUUACAAAUACUUCAUCUCGUCCCAAGAGCAAGUGGAGGCCGCUGCCUUUGGAUACGGUGGAAUUAGAGAAAUUAGCAUCAAGGAAACUGAGGAUUAGUGCCAAAGAAACCAUGAAGAUUGCCGAGAAACUCUACAAUCAGGGGUUCAUUAGCUAUCCACGUACUGAGACAAACAUCUUCCCACAAUCAUUAAACCUCACGGAGCUGGUUGAAAAACAAACUGAAGAUGCGAACUGGGGAGCUUUUGCCUCAAGAGUGCUUGCUGAUGGUCCACACCCCAGACAAGGCAAGAAGACUGAUAAUGCACAUCCUCCCAUUCACCCUACCAAAUACACUGGUAACUUGCAGGGUAAUGAAAAACGACUAUAUGAGUUUAUUGUGAGGUACUUUCUUGCUUGCUGUUCCAAGGAUGCUGUUGGUCGAGAAUCAAGCGUGGAUAUCGAGAUAGCGGGAGAAAAGUUCACAGCAACUGGACUGAUGAUACUUGAGCGGAAUUACUUAGAUGUCUAUCCAUAUGACAAGUGGAGCGACAAGACAAUUCCAGUAUAUGACCAAGGCCAACAAUUCCAGCCAUCUUCGAUCGAGAUGGUUGAUGGAAUGACAUCCCCUCCGCCAUUGCUCUCUGAAGCUGAUCUGAUCGCUCUGAUGGAAAAACAUGGUAUAGGUACUGACGCCACCCACGCAGACCAUAUCGAGACAAUAAAGAGCAGAUCGUACGUCGGUGUCCAGGCUGAUGGUACAUUCCUUCCUGGACAGCUAGGCAUGGGACUGGUUGAAGGUUAUGAUUUAAUGAAAUUUGAGUUCUCAAAGCCCAGAUUACGAGCAGAGCUUGAGGCUGAUCUGAAAAGAAUUGAAGAUGGCUCUAAAAGGGGUGCAGUUGUUUUACGCGAGCAAAUUGCUAAAUACAAGGAGAGUUUCGUCAAAGCAGCGCAGGAGGCCUUAAAACUUGAUCAGGCUUUGUCGGCCUAUUUUGGUAAUCCAGAGGCUUAUACAGAACCCGCGAUAGAGCCGCAAAUCGCCAACCCCCAAGUCAGAUUAUGUCCAAGAUGUAAACAAGAACAAAUGGUUUUAAGAAAGACUAAAGAAGGAAAUUAUAUGAUAGGAUGUCUUGGUUUUCCCAACUGUCGAGCAUCAAUAUUUUUACCCAAGUUCGUAUUAGAAGCAGCAGUCGAUGAUUCCAUCUGUCGUGUGUGUGGACCGGGUGACGUAUACCGACUACGAUUUACCUUCAAAAGAGGAUCAGUACCUCCAAUGUUACCACUACAGUACACUAGCUGUAUAGGAGGAUGUGAUGAGAUGUUACGUGAGACAUUAGACAUCAAAGAUAUAUCCAACGUUACUCAACCAUCGAGAGGUUCAUCUCAAACCACAAGAACAUCACAGCCAGCCAGACAAACCAACUCGUCUUCAAGCGCCAACCCUGGACGAGGAAGAGCGGAUAGAGGAAGAGCAGACAGAGGAAGAGCAGACAGAGGAAGAGGAAAAGGACGUGGAAACCAAACUACCACCACAACAAAUGGAAGCCAAAAUAACUCGUUUAACCAGACAAACCAGUUUGACAGGAAUACCCAGAAUUAUAUACGCCAGUCCAGUUUUAAUGGCGGUGGUUUUGGAGGGAGUGGUAACACGUGGAGUGGAAGUAGUUCAAGAGACUCAGGAUUUGGAUCAGGAAGUAGUUUUGACUCGUUCAGUUCCAAUCCAACGGAUGAAAACGCAGUUGUUUGUGGUUGUGGACAUCCUGCCACUUUACUUACUGUCAAGAAGGAGGGUCCUAAUAAAGGACGUCCUUUUUAUCGAUGUUCACAAAGAGAUGGUGKCUGUGACUUCUUUCUAUGGGGAGAUGACGGUGCCCCAGCCAACAACACGGCUAGUGGCGCACCUUUUGGGUCUCAACCUCCAAAUAGAAACACCAGUUGGAACAAUAAUGGGGGUUUUCAAGAUAGUAAUUCCAAUCAAGGGUUCGAUGAUCCUAACCAAACAGUAUGUAACUGCAACGAGCCGGCGGUCAGUCGAACCGUGAAAAAAGACGGUCCCAAUCAAGGGCGUCAAUUCUACGCUUGUCCAAAGCCCAUGGGCCAAGGCUGUUCAUUCUUCCAAUGGGCAGAUCAGGAUGGAGCACCCCAAAGCAGAGGAUUUGCACCCACAACUGGGCGUGGUUCAAGGGGAGCGAGAGGCAGUAGCCAGGGAAGAGGAUGGACAGGGUCGAACGGGAGAGGAACGAGUGGAGGACGAGGGGGUAGGAAACGGAAAUGUGGAAACUGUCAUCAGGAAGGACAUACCAAGAAAACAUGUCCGGAGAAAAUAUGAUGAUUAUUCUGGAAAACGUGAAUAACGGUUAAGAUAUAUUUUUUCUUGGUCUUAUUUGAAUAGCAAUAAGAAAAAUAUAAGAGUAUUCUAUUUAUCUGAGGAAAAUGUUGCAACAGAAUUAAGCUGUGUUGACCUUCAUAAGAAAGUCAAGGUCAACCAAAUCACAUUUUGGAAUUCUGAAAAUUAGAUUUAUACGCUUUUAAUAACAAAUAUUGCAUUUUUUUACAUAACCUGGUUGAUUCGGGUAUGUUCGAAUCCUUCGUUUGAACAUGACGUCAUAGCCGCCAUCUUGGCUCAAACAACAUGGCCGCCGUAUCUUUUGUUACUUCACUCCCAUGGGAAUGAUCGAAAGCCAGCAAUCGUCCCUUUGCACGCUGGCGCCAUUAGUCUACGACUUCCAAAAUGCUUCGCGAUCUUUGUUCCUUAUUCAAAAUUGUAUUUUCUCAUAAUACCUGUAGCUGUGAGAGGAUUGGUAUUAAUUAACUGAACAGAUGAAAGUGUGCAAUGGAUAGUUGUAGUCGUAGUUAAUGACACCAUAAUGCYUAUGUCCUAUCCCAUGUUCUAUUUUGAUACACUGGUUUGUCAUGAAUGUGAAUUUUGAUUCUUAUAUGAUGCAGUUUGCUAUUUUAAAUUUGCAAUAAAUAUAUUAAACGAAAACAGUCAAUUCAUUGUUGUAUUUCACUUG
Molecule: messenger RNA, 4076 nt
Organism: Actinia tenebrosa (Australian red waratah sea anemone)
Lineage: Eukaryota; Metazoa; Cnidaria; Anthozoa; Actiniaria; Actiniidae
Product: DNA topoisomerase 3-alpha
Biological process (GO): DNA topological change; DNA repair; DNA recombination
Cellular component (GO): nucleus; chromosome; RecQ family helicase-topoisomerase III complex
Molecular function (GO): zinc ion binding; DNA binding; DNA topoisomerase type I (single strand cut, ATP-independent) activity
Source: RefSeq, a predicted model, not a curated record